AUGACCGCGACGGACGGCAUCAGCGAGAGCAUAGCUCAGGCGUAUAGAAUCUAUAAUGCCUUCCUGGCUGCCGGCUCGCCUUGCGAGCUUAAUAUUGACCACCAGCUGCGGAACAGCCUUACCGCCCGGAUGACCAAAGCUGUGAGUCAGGACGCUACCAUGAUCGACACUCUUCAAGAAGUGAUAUCUCUAUUCGAAGACGCCCAAAAUGCCGUGUUCAAGUUGAUGGACUCGGUACCAAAAUUCCUGAGCAACCCCAAGUAUGAGCAGCAAUUGCGAAACUAUGAGUUUGACCUAGUUGGAAAGGGCCCCGAGCGUGGCUAG
This is a messenger RNA of Fusarium falciforme, 324 nucleotides long. RefSeq lists its product as hypothetical. Lineage: Eukaryota; Fungi; Ascomycota; Sordariomycetes; Hypocreales; Nectriaceae. The record is from RefSeq and is a predicted model, not a curated record. The transcript is spliced from 2 exons. Bases 1 to 324 code for a protein of 107 amino acids.